This is a messenger RNA of Exophiala dermatitidis NIH/UT8656, 3874 nucleotides long. RefSeq lists its product as uncharacterized. Gene Ontology annotation, biological process: regulation of DNA-templated transcription. Gene Ontology annotation, molecular function: zinc ion binding; DNA-binding transcription factor activity, RNA polymerase II-specific. The record is from RefSeq and is a predicted model, not a curated record. The coding region runs from base 1220 to 3418 and encodes 732 amino acids. The transcript is spliced from 3 exons. NCBI's taxonomy places the organism in Eukaryota, Fungi, Ascomycota, Eurotiomycetes, Chaetothyriales, Herpotrichiellaceae.
UUUUCUCCCACUCAAGUAGCAGGUCCUUGGAACUUUCCAGACCGAUGGAGCGGGCUAACGCGCCGAUCUUGUUCGCGAUCUGUAUUACUGUAAGGUCACCAAGACCCUCAGUUAAUCGUGACUGAAACUGUUGGUGUACCAUUCUGGCAGCCUCCAUAGGUAAAGUAGUCCCUUGUGAGACAACCUGGUCGAGGACGUCUUUGAGCGACGUCUCAUCUUCCGGCUUCCAUCUCCUCAGAUCCCUCAUGAUCGAUCCAGUGAGGUCGAGAACAGUACGAGCGAAACGAUCUCAGCAGUCUGACUUCAGUGUCCCGACAGGUUAUUUUGGCCAGUAGUCAAUGUUGGUGGGAAGAAAUAGAGAACCGGGCAAGGCUGAGAUGACGUAUCCCUGUCCGAGUCCAGAAACGAAAGGGUGAUUACUCCUGCAGCAGUAAGGUGUGGUAGCUGCCACUUGGAAUGGUGGAAAGUGAUGUCGCAGGCAGCUGGAGUGACACAAGAGUAGGCAUCCAAGUUAUAGUCACUUCUAUCGGUUGAUAUUGAUAUUCACUACUUUAAGUUCUAUUGUUUGUAUUCACCGGUUGAAAACAAAAUUCAGCCUCAUUUGAAAUUUUCUCUCUUCACUCUGGAAAGGCCACGCCGAUUCACUUGAAGAACGAAGUAAGAAGGACUCAAAAGUGAAAGUAAGGCGUGAUAUGGUCGUCGGCGCCAUAUAUCGCGCCGAUGUGUAUCCGGGGUUAAUCCAGGACUCCCUCAAUGCAUAAGUACCGUAUCUGCUCCUCCUUCUUGCUUUCUCUUCCUCCUUUUUCCUAAGUCCCAGUCUAUCGUCUUGGAGUCCUCAUCUUGCCACCUACUCUCGUCUCUCCAUCUUCCUGGUCGGCUUUCUGAAGUUCCCUGCAGGCGCGUGCCUUUAGAAUCUUCACUCUGUCUGCCCAUCAACGCUUUUUGGUUCAAAACUACCUUAUCCCACCGUGCCAAAGAAUAGCUUACUGCCUGUCUUAUGUUAGCGUUGACUAGGCAUUAUCCCCAGAUCUAUGUUCCUGAGCCUGUUUAUCGAUUCUGCGGUGCGUGAUCACUGAGAGCUAUUCUCUCCCAGAUUUAUCUCUACUCUCUCCCGUCCAAAUUUGUUGUGACCUCUCUUACUUCGACAUCACUAGUUCUUCAAUGUCACUAGCCCAGCGUCAGACUUAGGUACUUGAGCAUCGCACUUUUACUGGCCAUUAUGUCGUCCUGUCAACAAUGCCGGUCGGCUCACCGACGUUGUUCAUUGGCGGCCUCUACCACCCAAGAUCCUCCUUGCGACAGCUGUCGGAGGCGAAACCUGACAUGUGAACCUCCUAGACUGACAACAGAGUCGACCGCCGCCUCAUCGCGGCCUCGCCGGCAUUUGCGACCCUCAGGGAGGGACCCUCAGCCUCGAAACUCUCUUGGGAAUACAGUAUCUCCAGGACCGCGGAAAACCAUUUUGAUGGCCCUGGACGCAGGCACAGAAUUCGCGAAAGCGGGUUUUUGCGUGAUGGAGGAGUCAGAAAGAGAGCAAGGAUUUUUGCCGGCGAACAUGUUUGCCAGAUUGGAACCUGUCACAUGGACAACCAACGAGACCGCACUACCUUCUGAAGUUGGCUACGUCUUGGAUGAGAGCGUCUGUCCUGCAGUGCUCCACCCAAAGUAUGGUCAAGAUCUGAAGAGGGCAGUCCAGCAUGGCCAGAUCCGGGAGCACGAUAUUAUUCGCAAAUAUAAGCCGCUUGUGUUCGGCGAAGCGGAGGGGAGUAGGACAAGGCAACAGAUUGAAAAGAUCUCCAACGAGCUCCAACGUUGUCAGUCCGCACAGGGGCUAGAUCACGAUCACCAGACCCGCUUCGGACCACUGGACCUAAUGCGAGAUUUGCUUGGCUAUAUGUUCCGAUAUGUGCUUAGUGUCAUUGCCGAAGCGCAUACAAAUCUCGCCUGGCCCAUAUGGGUUGAUACGCACAAAUAUGAAUCGUGGAAACCACAGGAAAACAUCGAGAUAGCCUUACCGCUUCCCGUUGCGACGACCCCAGAGCAAGUUCUCCUGAUAAAAGAGGCAGCAAAACAAGCGGGUCUCCCGAAGGUGCUCGUCUGUGGAGAACCUGCAGCGGCGCUGAUGUUUCACCUCUUCCGGAACCAACACGAAUCCAUGAUCGGUGAGCCCGUCAUGAUUAUGGAUAUUGGUGCAGGCUCGGGAGAUUUUGACGCAUGGGAAAUUUUGAGCAUCGCUCCAUUUCGCGCCAGGCAGCUCACGGCUCCAAGAACGGAGUGGUGCGGCGGUGGAACCAUCAAUACGAUGUAUCGAGUGUUGUUUCUGCGGAGCGUCUUAGACUACAAGCUCAAUAUCUUGAGAUCGCUGGAGCGCAGUGGCAAUCCGAUGACAUGGGAUCAGCUUGGUGAUAGACUGGAGGCCGAGUUUGAAGGGGCCAAAAAGGACUUCCGAGGUACCAAUGACGACCCACCCUAUAAAAUCCAUAUCAAGGGUUUACCGGCCAUCCCAGCAAGGAAUAUGCCUGAGAAGGAUACGCUUCAUAUCCCUGGCAAGGCUAUCAGAGACGCGCACGCCACGCACAUUGACCAGCUCCACGGAAUCAUCCAAGGAGCCCUGGAGAGACUUGAAGAUAAGGUUAUUUCGGGUACAGUCUCGCGGAUGCCGCGUGAGUUGCUCCUAGCAGGAGGUGGGAGCAAUAAUAUCCUCGUUCGCCAGGAGAUUCGGCGUCGCUUUGAGACGCGAGACUUCAAAGUGGCAUUCCCAAGCGGCGAACGAUGCGAGGUCACAGUCGCGCUGGGCUCAAUUGUCCUACUGGCGGAUAAGGGACUGAUGACAGAGAGGAUCGUCCGUCGGGCGUACUGCGUCGGCCGCUGGGAAGAACCGGAAGAUCUUAGGGCCUUUCCCGAAGAUGUCUGGCACCACAGCGAGCAAGACAACAAGACCCGGAUACUUAUGUCUCGGUUCUUCUGCCGUCUCGAACAGAGCAUCCCGCUUCAGUACAAGACCAGUGUUGUUGGGUGGCGUGGUCCGAUGGCUGAGGACGUAGCCACCGACGAUGGAAUCGUCAUCGAGGAGCGGCUUUUCUAUUCCGACACUGUGAGCGAUGACGGGAUUGUGUUGGAGGGAAACAAUUCUAUUGAUGAAAUGCCCGAUCCUCUGCUGUUUAAAAUACCUCAAAGGUAUUUUAGAAACUUUGACAAGAAGAAAAAUCGUUCGACAGGUCAGGAGUGGUAUUACUUAGACUACGAAGUCUCUCUCCUUCUCGACGGCGACGAUAUGAUAUUCCAGAUCACAAUCCCUAAGCACGGGCGUUUUUUGAAUCCGCCCAACAGAUACGGUCAUGAUCCCAUCAUCCUGCAGGGACGAUAUGAUUGCUCGGGAUCAUUCAAGCUCGUAAACGUAAUCGAUGAUACUGAAUAGUGGAUGAUUAUGAUGAUGAUCUUCUUUUGAGGGAUGCCGUGGGGAACUUGACCUUCUCAACAGCAUAAGAGUCAUGCCUGCACGCAGACACAACUUGAGCAUCAAGGCAUGCACGAUUGGAUGGAUGGUUCCACAUGCGUACAAGAGAAACAUACAAGCUGGCGUCAUGUUUUUGUCAUCCGCAAUUGGAGCGAGCUAGCAUAUCUUUCGGGAACUCUGAACGGGAGCUUGGAGAAACAGGUUUCCGAUGAUUUGACUUGGACAGUGCCAAGGUGCGUGGGUGGGUGGUGAAUGUACAUCUGUACUUGGGGUCUUGGUACCCACUAAGGAAAGGGAACGUUGGAUCGCGAACACAUGCUGAGCCAAAGGUGAACAUACCCAGGCAGGACAUGGCAAGCAGGCUGCUGCUGGUAUGGCUGUACACACUUUAAGAUUCUCUAAUACACAAGGCCGUCC